UCACUUGGUAAUGGUGGUGGUGGACAACCCCAAAUUAUCAUCAUCUUCAUUAUUAUUAUUGUCGUUCUCCGUGGCGGUGGUUUUAUCGAUGGCUCAGUGGUAUUCAGGCGGCGGUGGUGGUGGUGGUAGGGAAGGGUUAAAGAGAUUACUGUUUGUUGCAGGAAGUAGUGGUGGUGGAAUCUUUGGUGGUGGUGCUGGUGGUACUAACGCCUGGCAACCUAAUAAUGUUGGAAUAGCAGUUGCAGUCACAGCCAUGGCUGGUAUUGCCUUGGCUGCCACCAUCGUUUACUCUCGCAGGGGGCAUCUAAGAUCACCAUGGUCUUUUAGGAGAAGAAAACAUCCACUUUCGAAUCAACAAUGGAAAAAUCUAUUCGACGAGGAUGGGAAAUUCAGUGAUGGUGGAGUCAAGUUUUUGAAGAAAGUUCGCAGUAGUGGUGUCGAUCCAAGCAUUAGGGCUGAGGUUUGGCCAUUUCUCCUUGGAGUUUAUGACCUUAGCAGCACUAAAGAAGAAAGAGAGAUCACUAGAAGGCAAAAGAGAAAACAGUUUGAGAAGUUGCGGAAACAGUGCAAACAUCUUUUAAAGCGCAUUGAUGAUGAGCGUGUUAAACAGAAUGCAACCACUGUACCAGACAGUAGUGGGGACAGUGAGAGUAUUGUCGAAGAUCCAGAUUCACCUGCUUCAAAAGAUGUGAUUGCGGAGGAAUCCUCCUCUGUUGUCAAAGAAAGCCCAGAUUGUGAGGACUCACAUGAGCAGGUUCAUGAUCAAUCCCCUCACUGUGCCUACUCAGACAACAACGAAAGUGGAAUUACAAGUGUUGAUGUCUCCGUAGCUGGUACGGAAUCAUCCGACUCAGAUUCUAUUGAAGAACCUGAGAGUAGGCAGACUUCUGCUGCUAUUGAAAGUAGUGAUGAAAAUGAUCCUGACAAGCCUACUGAUGGAAAAUCUUCACCCUCCAAAGCAGCCGGUUCGAAAGUCCAUAGAGAUGAAGACUUCGAGACAUGGCAGAGAAUCAUUCGACUCGAUGCUGUGAGGACCAAUGGGGAAUGGAUUGUUCACUCUCCAACUCAGGCUGCUGUUUCCAGGGACAGGGCGCACAGUCUAGCAGAGGCAGUGGGGUUGAAGGACUAUGACCAUCUGGAACCCUGUAGAGUCUUUCAUGCAGCGCGUCUAGUUGCAAUACUCGAAGCUUAUGCACUCUAUGAUGACGAGAUUGGAUAUUGUCAGGGAAUGAGCGACCUUCUGUCGCCUAUAGCUGCCAUGGUGGAAGAGGAUUAUGAGGCUUUUUGGUGCUUUGUGGGAUUCAUGAAGAAAGCCAGGCACAACUUCAGGCUAGACGAAGUCGGAAUCAGAAGGCAGUUAAACACUGUUGCCAAGAUUAUAAAGUUCAAAGAUUCCCAUCUCUACAGACAUCUAGAGAAGAUGCAGGCCGAAGACUGCUUUUUUGUGUACAGGAUGGUGGUGGUUCUUUUCAGGCGAGAGCUUACAUUUGAGCAAACAGUAUGUCUGUGGGAGGUGAUGUGGGCCGACCAGGCGGCUAUCAGGGCUAGAAUUGGAAGCAACUCAUCCUGGGGGAGAAUAAGGUACAAGGCACCACCAACAGAAGACCUGUUGCUUUAUGCGAUUGCAGCUUGUGUACUGCAGCGUAGGAAACUAAUCAUAGAGAUGUACAGCAGCAUGGAUGAAAUAAUAAGAGAAUGCAACAACAUGGCCGGGCACUUGGAUGUUUGGAAACUACUUGAUGAUGCCCAUGAGUUGGUGAUGAACCUCCAUGAUAAGAUAUGAAACAAAAAGACCCUAUCGCGUCUCUUUCUCUUUUCUCAUUCGUUAUUACAUUUUAUUUUAUUUUAUUUUGCUAGAAAAGAAACCAAUAUAUUAAAGAAGAAGAUUACAGAUUGUUGAAGAGAAAAGCUGGAACAGUGCCCAACGGCCCCAACCAUUCACCUUGAGUUCUUGUUCUUGUACAAAACUUAGAAGCUGUGUCAGCUAAAUCGUUGUAAUCUCUGCUUAGAAAUUCUACUUUGGCAAAAGAAAAAUCUUUAAGAUAG
This is a messenger RNA of Papaver somniferum (opium poppy), 2046 nucleotides long. Its product is annotated as GTPase-activating protein gyp7-like. Gene Ontology annotation, molecular function: GTPase activator activity. Gene Ontology annotation, biological process: activation of GTPase activity. The transcript is spliced from 5 exons. The coding region runs from base 11 to 1783 and encodes 590 amino acids. The record is from RefSeq and is a predicted model, not a curated record. NCBI's taxonomy places the organism in Eukaryota, Viridiplantae, Streptophyta, Magnoliopsida, Ranunculales, Papaveraceae.